CGGUUCGUGCGGGAGCGAGGAGUGAGCUGCUAUUGGUCGGCGCGCGGGCGGGGCGGGGCCGGUUGCACAACCGGAAGAGGCGGGAGAAAGGAGGAAGCCGCGGAGUCUUUCGGGAAAUGCAGUUUUUGGCCUGGCGGAUAACUGAAAAGGAGUUCGCACAGGUGCAGGUUCAAUCUAAGGACCCAGAUAGGUACCCCACCAUUGCAGAGGAAUCUUGGGUGACUGACAAGGCAGCCAGCAGUUUCUGUCAUCUCUAUCGUCUUGGAAGCUGGUUGCUGUGUACUUCCUGUUUACCCAGAGAUCUCGUUGAUCUUCAACCACCGCCUUCACUCGCCAUGGACCCCAACUGCUCCUGUGCCUCAGAUGGAUCCUGCUCUUGCACUGGUUCCUGCAAAUGCAAACAAUGCAGAUGCACCUCCUGCAAGAAAAGCUGCUGCUCCUGCUGCCCUGUGGGCUAUGCGAAGUGCUCCCAGGGCUGCGUGAAGUGCUCCCAGGACUGCGUCUCCAAAGAGGCUUUGGACAAGUGCAGCUGCUGCGCCUGAAGUGGGGGCAUCCCCACAACUCUGUAAAUAGAAGAUGUAGGAGCCUAGCCGUUUUUGUACAGCCCUGACCCGUUCUCCACACCUUUUUCUUUUUCUUUUUCUUUUUU
This is a messenger RNA of Mastomys coucha (southern multimammate mouse), 649 nucleotides long. RefSeq names its product metallothionein-2-like. Bases 117 to 542 code for a protein of 141 amino acids. The record is from RefSeq and is a predicted model, not a curated record. NCBI's taxonomy places the organism in Eukaryota, Metazoa, Chordata, Mammalia, Rodentia, Muridae. Gene Ontology annotation, molecular function: metal ion binding. The transcript is spliced from 3 exons.